Molecule: messenger RNA, 237 nt
Organism: Tilletiaria anomala UBC 951
Lineage: Eukaryota; Fungi; Basidiomycota; Exobasidiomycetes; Georgefischeriales; Tilletiariaceae
Exons: 2
Biological process (GO): GPI anchor biosynthetic process
Cellular component (GO): endoplasmic reticulum membrane; dolichol-phosphate-mannose synthase complex
Molecular function (GO): enzyme regulator activity
Source: RefSeq, a predicted model, not a curated record
CAGGGCGCCUCCGAUCGCCUCCUCGGAGGCUCGAUGCUUAUGACGGCAGCCUUUAUCUGGACCUAUUACACAAUAUGGGCGUUGGUCACGCCUUUCUUUUCGCCAGACUCUGCGAUUCACACGUACUUCCCAGAUCGCGUCUGGGCAGUCCGGAUACCGGCCGCGCUGCUUGUCUUUGGGCUGUGCACCGUUGGUGCAUUCGUGGGCAUUAUCAUGCAGAAAGAGGCGAAGAAGAAG